CACGGUUCUUUUUUGUCCGUCCAGACACAUUCAUCGGAUCCGUCUAGGGUUUCCUCCGCCGCGAGCAACGAGGCGGGUGGGUUGCAGAGCCCGAGCAAGGGAAAACCAUGCCGGACUUGGCCAACAACAGCAAUCCCUCCCUCUCCUCGCCUCUCGCCGUCGCUCACCCCGGCGGCGGCGGCGGCGGCGGCGCCGCGGGGGCUGGCCUCAAAUCGGCCCCGAGGACCCUAGCCGGGGUCGUCCCCGACCGCGAGCCGGCGCGGGAGAGGAACCCGCAUCCGCAGAACGGAGGCGCCGCGGCGAGGAGGCACGCGGCGAGGACGCUGGGGGAUUACGUCGGGGACUGGGCCGCGCGGAAGGCGGGGUCGGGCGAGGCGCGGUCCCGGUGCUUCCUCCCGUUCCUCGUCGGCGCCAAGAGAAUGGCAAAAUGCGUCAUUUGCCAUCGUUUUGUAUUCCCCGAUGAGGAGUUGCAUUGUGUAGUUCGCGGUUGUAAUGUGACCUAUCACUCGUCAUGUGCAAAGGAAAGGCUUGGGGUAUCCAAUUUGAAGAAUUUCAAGUGUCCUCAACAUGCAUGCUUCAUCUGCAAACAGAGACCACCACACUGGCGAUGUGUGCUGUGCACAAUAGCCUCACAUUAUAAGUGUGCAGCAUGGCCAGAAAAGGUGAUGCAUUUGAAGAAUCCACCCGGGCGAGCUGUCUGUUGGAGGCAUCUGACUAAUUCACGGAUUACAUAUUUGUUGAAUGAGCAGCAUGCUGUUUCGACAUCAGACAUAGAGGAAAUUUUCAGUCGCUUACCAACACCUUAUGAUGAAGAGGAGUUUAAGUUUGACAUAACAAUGAAAGACAUGAUCGAAAAUAAGAUGGAGCCACCUCCAUACGGGCAUAUCAGGCGAAAUAUAUAUCUAAUCAGGAAGAAGCGUGAUGAUGUUGGUGAUGGUAUUGGAUGCUCAAGUUGCAGUUCCAUGUGCUCUGAUAAUUGUGUGUGCAGAGUCCAAUGCAUAAGCUGCUCAAAGGCUUGUCGUUGCCCAGAAAAUUGCAAUAACAGGCCAUUUCGAAAGGACAAGAAGAUAAAGAUUGUUAAGACAGAAUUAUGUGGUUGGGGUGUAGAGGCAGCUGAAUCCAUAAAUAAAGGGGAAUUUAUCGUUGAAUAUAUCGGAGAAGUUAUCGAUGAUGCUUUAUGUGAAAAAAGGCUUUGGGAUAUGAAAUUCAGAGGCAUGAAGAAUUUCUACAUGUGUGAGGUACGGAAGGACUUCACAAUUGAUGCAACAUUCAAGGGAAAUGCAUCUCGCUUUCUUAACCACAGCUGCGAUCCUAACUGUUUCCUGGAAAAGUGGCAAGUUGAGGGGGAAACAAGGGUGGGUGUUUUUGCGGCUCGGUCAAUAAAAGUUGGUGAGCCGCUAACAUAUGAUUACAGAUUUGUACAAUUUGGUCCCGAGGUGGAGUGCUGCUGCGGAUCCCAAAACUGUCAAGGAUAUCUGGGAACCAAAAAGAAGAUUGCCAAGUUAGAGGUGUGCUGGGGUUCAAAACGCAGAAGAACAGCGGCUGCUUGUGUAGCCAUUUUGACUUUGUGAUGUGCCGCAGGCCUUUGUUUGCCAGAAUCAUCGAUGUUGUACAUUCUUUACCAUGAGCAGAAAUAAAUAACGAGCAUGACAAGCCAAAGAGACUCUCAGUCACAGUCACCAAGACGAAGCUUUCCUUUCAGAGAAUAUGAGCCCAUCCUGCAGUUCUUGGAUGGAUUUGCGUGAGUACCGGCCAUCCGAAUCAUGUAUGAGAGAUUAGUUGUUUUUUUCAGUUUAGUUUGCACUUCCCUUGUAUUCUUGUAAGUUCCUAUAGUCUGAAUUUUUGACUGGACCUCCAGCUAACUGUAAUUUGACUUUGAUCUGAUGAUGAGUGGUGAUAUUAUGAUUUGUUCAAAUUCAGGCAUUUGAUUUUAGUAACGAUCAAGUGAUCGUGUGAUUCUGUA
Molecule: messenger RNA, 1963 nt
Organism: Syzygium oleosum
Lineage: Eukaryota; Viridiplantae; Streptophyta; Magnoliopsida; Myrtales; Myrtaceae
Product: histone-lysine N-methyltransferase ASHR3-like
Exons: 11
Coding region: 108-1571 (487 amino acids)
Biological process (GO): regulation of DNA-templated transcription
Cellular component (GO): chromatin; nucleus
Molecular function (GO): protein binding; histone H3K36 methyltransferase activity
Source: RefSeq, a predicted model, not a curated record